Messenger RNA from Amaranthus tricolor (Joseph's coat), 737 nucleotides. RefSeq lists its product as uncharacterized. The coding region runs from base 243 to 692 and encodes 149 amino acids. Lineage: Eukaryota; Viridiplantae; Streptophyta; Magnoliopsida; Caryophyllales; Amaranthaceae. The transcript has a single exon. The record is from RefSeq and is a predicted model, not a curated record.
UUAAAACUGUGAAACAAAUAAGCUGUUGCCAAUAAUGCAAAACCAGAUAUAUACAUUUAAUUUUAUAUAUCCAAUAUCCUCAUUCAGAUUCCUCUUUACUUUCUAUAUAAAUCUAAUCUUCUUUUCUCAGUCACUUCCUAUAUUCUCUUUCUUCUUGACUUCACCUCCAUUACCAUUCCUUUAUUCUCUAAAUAAUCUCCCCUUAUUAUUCAUUUCACAAUAUAACACACACCCAUAUAUUAAUGGAGAUAACAAACAUCUGCUGUUCUACAUCCAGCACAGAAAUCAUACACUUAGGCCGUCCUCGUCCGAUCAAUCACAACCGUCCAUUAAAAUCAUCAUCAUCAAGUUCAAGAUCAUCAUCAAGAUGGAAAUCACUAUGGAAGAAGAUAAUGAGAGAGAAAAGAAAGAUGGGAAUAUUCGAGUGUAACACGGUUGCAGCUACUCAGGUGCACCUUCCUGGUUAUGAUCCUAAAACUUAUGCUAAAAACUUUGAUCAAGGCCUCUUAUGGGAAGAAGAACCUGAUUUAUUCUCACGUUCUUUCUCUAUGCGUUUUGCUGCUCCUUCUAGAUUAAUUAACACUUCUAUUUUUAAUAAAAAUAAUAACAAUAAUAUUAAUGUUAUUAAUAAUAGGAGCGUUUCUGAUGUGGGCCAUGCUUAUCAUCGUGAUAUUGUAAUUUGUGUUUUUUGAAGAAUAAAUUGGAGUUGAAAAAAAAGACGUUACUUUAUUUGUUUA